This is a messenger RNA of Scylla paramamosain (green mud crab), 2093 nucleotides long. Its product is annotated as protein snail homolog Sna-like. Gene Ontology annotation, molecular function: DNA-binding transcription factor activity, RNA polymerase II-specific; RNA polymerase II cis-regulatory region sequence-specific DNA binding. Gene Ontology annotation, biological process: regulation of transcription by RNA polymerase II. The record is from RefSeq and is a predicted model, not a curated record. NCBI's taxonomy places the organism in Eukaryota, Metazoa, Arthropoda, Malacostraca, Decapoda, Portunidae.
GCCUUUUCUUCACUUCCCUCUCCCUCCCUCUCCCUCCCCCUCUGCUCCACACGUCACCUCGGGUCGCGUGGCGCCUCGUAACCAUCUCUACUCUCCCCUCACUCGACGCCCGCCGCCACAUUUUGGGCCGCGAGUCUCCAGCGUGUCUCGUCUUGGGGAAACUUGUUGCUGCGUUGUUUUGAUGAUUCAGGUUUCGUUGGAUUUUUGAUGGCAGGGAAGAACGCAGAAAAAAUAUUUACAUCGCGUGGCCACGUGGGCAUGCUGGGGUCGUGCCCAUGUGACACCUGUCAAACCGCCAUCACAGACGCACGACAGCUGUUAUUUUCCCUCAGCCAUUGGUCGGCUCGCGCGGCGGGAAGGGCCUCCAUUGGGGGUAGCGGGGGUUGUGGGCGGGCUGGACUCGGCCUCACCUUGGCCCAGACGCUGCCAGAAAAAGAAAGUCCUCAAAGUUUUUACUCUAAUAAUUAAAUUGAACUAGUCUCUUUUUGACAAUCAGAGGGAAAGAGGAGAUUCGUGCAUCCCUAUUAAGCCUUCCACUCACGUGAACACGGUGAGGCAACACAGGAAUGACAUAACACCAGCACUUCAGGACGGCAAUUGCUGCGAGGCACGAGCGAGGAAACCCCGCCUUCCCCCACCUGAUUGGCGGACGGCACGCUCCCUCUGCACCUGCUGCCUGCAGGUCUAUAAAAGGCGCCGCACGCGUCGCGUCCUCCAGAACUGUUUUGACCUACUGAGUAGACCACUACGCGCCCGAUACUGUGAGACUUGUGAGAGAAACCAUGCCGAGCUCCUUCAUGGUGAAGCGCAACUAUGCGCACUGCCCACUCAAGAAGCGGCCCCUGGCGCUGUACAACGAGCCUGGCCCUCUACGCCCCCCGGAGCAGGACCAGCCGGAGGACCUUAGCGUGAAGCGGCCUCGCCUGGAGCCUCCUGCACCUGCAGCAGAACCAGACAACACUACACCCGCACUGCUCCAGUCGGCAGGUGACGAAGCUGCUGCCCCUUGGUGCUCCCUCCCCUCCCUGCCCACCGCUGCAGUGCCCACAGUGCCUCACUCAGUGCCUCGUAGUACGCCGCCCUCGCCGCCUGCCGCCCGCGUGGCGGAGAGUCUGCCCACCCUAGCAGAGUACUACCUGCAGCUCUUCCGAGCCACCUCAGACAGUGGGGAGCCCAGGCGGCCUCAGCCCAGGCCAUCCCUGCCACAGUGGAACUCCUCGUACCUGCCGCCUUCCCCCCAGGCGUCCCCCGUCACCCCAGACCAAGUGCCAGCCAGCCCAGUGCCACAGUUCCACUUCUACCCAGACUCCUCAGCACUCAUCUCCCCUGUGUCCACAUGCUCCUCCGCCACUUCAGAGUCCGAAGACGACGCAGGUCCCACGAGGCAGAGGCGUGAGGCGCGGUACUCGUGCACUGACUGCGGCAAGUCGUACUCCACCUACUCCGGCCUCAGCAAGCACAAACAGUUCCACUGCGCCGCCCUCGGGGCCAAGUCGUUCGCGUGCAAGCACUGCGAGAAGGUGUACACGAGCCUGGGCGCCCUCAAGAUGCACAUCCGCACACACACGCUGCCCUGCAAGUGUCAGCUGUGCGGCAAGGCUUUCUCGCGGCCCUGGCUGCUGCAGGGACACAUCAGGACCCACACGGGGGAGAAGCCCUUCCAGUGCCCGCAGUGUGACCGCUGCUUCGCGGACCGCAGCAACUUGCGGGCCCACCUCCAGACCCACGCUGACGUCAAGAAGUACGCGUGCAGCACCUGCCACAAGACCUUCUCCAGGAUGUCGCUGCUCAACAAGCACACCGAGGCUGCCUGCCCCGCCCGGCCCUCCCAGCAGGAGCAUCCCCCAGCCAGCCCCGCCGAGGCCGACCAGUAGCAGUGGUUGCCGCCUCCCCCCAGAUUCUCGUGGAGUCGGCCCCGGGGCAUCCCAGGGCUGGCCUAGUCUCCAGCUAGUCAGCGACCCGCCAGCCACUGUUGUGUUCCUACCUUGGUCACUAGUCUAGCUCCUAAGCCAUACCUGUCCCCUUGUGGGAUCCCAAAGCCAAAGAUAUUAUGUAUUAUUACUUUUAUAUGCAACAAUAAAACCAUAUUUGAA